This is a messenger RNA of Nymphalis io (European peacock), 1957 nucleotides long. RefSeq names its product transcription factor E2F2 (gene E2f1). The transcript is spliced from 10 exons. The record is from RefSeq and is a predicted model, not a curated record. Gene Ontology annotation, cellular component: RNA polymerase II transcription regulator complex. Gene Ontology annotation, biological process: regulation of transcription by RNA polymerase II. Lineage: Eukaryota; Metazoa; Arthropoda; Insecta; Lepidoptera; Nymphalidae. Gene Ontology annotation, molecular function: DNA-binding transcription factor activity, RNA polymerase II-specific; RNA polymerase II cis-regulatory region sequence-specific DNA binding; protein dimerization activity. Bases 474 to 1925 code for a protein of 483 amino acids.
AACCGGUCGCCGAACGAAAAUUCAAAAAUUCGUUAUAUUUUUUAUGGCUUCUCAAACGAGGGGAGGAAUUUAGAGAACGGCGUCGCUAGGGGUUGCUUGGUUUGUACGGCCGCUUCGCGCCUGCGCGCGUAGUUCGCGCCACUGCUACGUUGCUUGCAAGCCAGAUGUUCUGAAAAGCUUCCUGUCGUCGUUACAUUGCUCUGCAUUUUUAUCUAGAUAUAAAAUGUGGACUAGGAUUAUUUUAUUAUUUUAUAUUAUGAGUGAAGUAUCCAGUGUAUAAUUUAAUAUGUGUUCAGUAGAUUGUGUCGUUUAAUUGAAAGUUAUCGAGCGUCUCGAUGUCCACGAGUUCACUCGAGACCAACAAAGCGGCGGACAUUUUAUUUUGAGUACUCGAUAAUGUAGCGUUUGCGUCGAAAACAUUAAAUGUCGUUUUAUGGUUCUGUAUUUGGAUAUCGUUCGCUUACACCUUUCCGAUGCCGAGGGGGGUGAAGCGAGGGCCGGCGGAGGGCGAAGCUGAGGUGGUCGUACGCGUCGGAGCAUCUCCGUCGCACACAACACUCUUAGAUGACAGCCCCAGCCAGCCCAUCAGCUACCACCUGCUCGACCAUGGGUACGGUGCCACGCCUCAACACCAGAUUCGGCGGGAGGCGCCCACCGCACCGCCGAAGACUUCAGAAGCGGUGAAAAGAAGACUGAACCUGAGCGAGAGCAGUUCAGGCAGCCAGGGUCACGUGGUGCCCAUGAAAGCUGACUUCAAGACGCCGAAGCAGAAACGCGUCAAAGUCCUUACUCCCUAUAGUCGCCCGUCCAGUUCUAUGAAAAAAUACACCGAACGUUCCAGGUUUGACACAUCAUUAGGUCUAUUAACAAAAAAAUUCGUAGCACUCCUCAAGUCAUCGCCCAAUGGUGUUCUCGAUCUUAACAUAGCGGCCGAGCACCUCUCGGUUCAGAAACGACGAAUAUAUGACAUCACAAACGUAUUAGAGGGUAUAGGAAUAUUAGAGAAGAGAUCGAAAAAUAAUAUACAAUGGAAGUGUGGCGUGGGCGGCGCGGGCGGCGCGGGCGAGGAGGCGCGCGCGCGGCGGCUGCGGCGCGAGGUGCGCGCGCUGGGCGGGCGCGAGGCGCGGGUGGCGCGCGCCGUGAGCGCGGCCGAGCACGCGCUGUCGCGGCUGUCGGCCGAGCACGGCGCGCGCGCCUACAUCACCUACGCCGACCUGCGCUCCAUCAGGGACUUCCGGAACCAAACCGUCAUACCCAUCAAGGCGCCCCCGGACACGAGGCUCAGUGUACCACAUCCAGAUGAGAAAGGGUAUAUGAUUCAUUUGAAAUCUAUGUCUGGAGAAAUAGAAGUUUACCUCUGUCCUAAAGAAAGACCACCAACACCUCCUCCCUCAUCAGGGCUAUUACCGUCGGAUCCCUUAUUGGAAGACAACAAGGCUCUGCUGGCUCCGCUCAUAGCACAAUUGCAGUCCAUGCCCUCCAGUUCUAUCACUGCUGCCUUCACGACACCCAUCAAGCGCGAGCCGGCGUCGUCGUCGUCGUCGUGGUCGCGCAGCCUCGUGGUGCGCUCGCCCUGCGUCACCGACCCCACGCUGCCGCUGGCCGCGCCCGCCCCCGCGCCCGCGCCCUCGCCCGCGCCCGCGCCCUCGCCCGCCCCCGCCCCCGCCGCCUCCUCGCCUUUACUCUCCACACCCGACAGCAGCGGCGCGCGGGGCCGGCUGCGCAACGCGCUCAUCGCCGACAGCGACGACUUCGCGCCCAUCAUGGGCGGCGGCCGCUUCCAGCUGCAGACCGAGGACCAGGAGUCAGAGCCGCUGGAGCUGGAACCGUUCCUGGCGCUGGAGCCGCCGAUGUCGGCGAACGACUACGGCUUCUGUCUCGACCACGACGAGGGUUUGUCGGAACUUUUCGACUUCGAGUUCUAGUGACGUUCGUGUGAGCUCCGUGCGAGGGCCUC